Messenger RNA from Pelagomonas calceolata, 1645 nucleotides. The record is from the annotation of a GenBank genome assembly. NCBI's taxonomy places the organism in Eukaryota, Pelagophyceae, Pelagomonadales, Pelagomonadaceae.
AAAUGCCAUGGCUGCCCAGACAUCACGCAUGGAAAGCGUGGCUCUCUCGCGUGUGUCCGAAGCUCCUGCAACGACGCUUAAGAAAGCAAUGGAGAUCCUCGUGGAUUGCGGCCAAGGCGAGGCAGUCAUUGCUGCCCUGGACGAGGCACAGCAAUCGCAGCAGGCGGAUGACAACCUCGCGCGGCUUUGCCAGCAGACGCUUGACCACAUCGCGCGCGAGAAGGUCGACCGCGCGGCCGUCGGCGAGCAGCUGCUGCGCAAGGCGCCCGCGGACCUCGUCGGCGAGAUCCAAGGUUUCGCGGCGCCGGCGCCGACGGAGCCGCGCCGCGUGCGCCAGAAGCGCGAACGCGAUGCCGCGGAAGCGAACGAGCGCCGGAACGAGCGCCGGAGCGUGGCGGCGCGACCCCUGCUGGAGCUGCUGCGCCGCAGGCGUCAUGAGGGCCACGUGAACAUCAAAUCUGUCGAAGCAGUGCUCCUGGACGCGGCCGAGGACGAGCCGCUCGACGCUGACGCGAUCGAUUCACGGAGGCUGCUCAGCUGUGCCCCGUCCGAUCCCGUCGGGGCGUGGCUGGACGCAGUCACGAUCCCGCGGCCGCCAGCUGCAGGGGAAAAACGGUGGGUCGACGACUUUGGCUACGGUAUGGAGCAUGAGGCGAUUUCGCUGCUCUACGCGGCAUGCUCGUUAGGCGACCUCGAGACGGUCAAACUCUUCCUGAGGCACGGGGCCUGCGUCCACGCGGGCUCCCGCCAUAAUGAUUGCGGGCGAGCCAACAAAGGCCAUCCGCUCGAGGGCGCGCUCGGUCCCCCUGGCCGCUCGCCCGCGUGCGCCCUUGCGAUCUUGGACGCCUGGAUGGUAGACGAUGACACCGGGCUCAGCGGCUACCCGGACAGCGACGGUAGCGAGCCAUACCUUGACGACGACAGCACGCUCCGGCGGAAUCCGUUGCAUGACGCGUGCCGUCUGGACGACGACGCGGACGCCCUCACGGUCGCGAAAAAGCUCGUAGAGCUCGGGGCCCGCGUCGACGCCACCACUGGCGACAGUCUACGUCCGCUCCACAUCGCCUGCGAGCGCGGCCACGCGAAGCUCGUGGCGUUCCUGCUGCGCGAGGGCGCCGACCCGGCGGCUCCCGGCGAGCAAUUCGAGUUCGACGACGAGACGGGCAUCGACUUCAUGCUGCAACUCAACGCAUGCGGGACACCGCUGGAGAUUUGCGAGGCAUAUGGAUACGAGGACUGCGCGGGUAUGAUUCGGAAGGCCCUCGGCAAGGCUGCGCCGACCGAGCCGACGACCCCGGACGCCUACCGCCGGGACCUCGAGACCGUCCGUGCGUGCGUCGGCCGCGAUUUCUGGCGGUACUACGGUCUGAAGGGCAAGGGGAUCGGACACCACAGGAGGAUAGCGAGCGAUGACGCCUUCCCCAAGACGACACCAAGUGACGUCGACUCGGCGUUCAGACGGCUCAAAGACCAGGUUUUUGAAUUGAGGGAGUAUCAGGCGCGGCGGCGCGAGCCCGAGCUCUACGCGAAGUGGGAGGCCUGGGAGAAGUCGGAGGCGGGCCUCGCGUGGCGGCGUGGGGGGGAUUAUGAGAGCGACUCUGAUUCGGAUCCGUUCGCCGGUCCGUUCGGCACGCCCGACUAUUAA